UAACCAGACGUGCAACUCAUUUAGAUGCCCCCUCCUUCUCCUUCCCCGCCUCCCCCUUCUCUCUUUCUCCUCGUCUUUAGCUGCAUGUCGCUCACUCAGUCGAUCAGUGGCUCCGCUCCGCUACACGCCUGCGUCCGCCUCCACAGCUCUCCAAAGCCGAGACGCGCCACCACCGCCGCCGCAGCUGCAGCCGUCAAUGCGGGCAUGACACACUGGCAGCAGUAGUGGGCUUCCGUCAGCCUGCUUUUUAAGGCAGAUCACACAGAGGAAUAAAGAGUAGGAGACAGUGAAGUGACUCCUUGCUGCUUGUGCCGUGCGUCGAGACGAGUAGAUGAGCCAAUGGCUGGGGCACAGCCGGGAGUUCAUGCGCUGCAGCUCAAGCCAGUGUCCGUGCCCGAGAGCCUGAGAAAGGGCAACAAAUUCAUGAAAUGGGACGAUGAUUCCACCACUGUGACCCCGGUGACUCUGACAGUUGACCCCAAAGGUUACUUCUUGUAUUGGACCGACCAGAACAAGGAUACAGACCUGCUGGAUAUAGCGUACAUAAAAGAUGCCAGAAAUGGAAAGUGCACCAAAACACCAAAGGAGGCAAAGCUGCGCGAGCUGCUGGACGUCAGCACGCUGGUGGGGAAGAUGGAGAACAGGAUGCUGACGGUGGUGAGCGGCACCGACAUGGUCAGCAUCACCUACCUGAACUUCAUGGCCUUCCAGGAGGAGAUCGCAAAGGAAUGGGCUGAAGAGCUGUUCAACCUGGCCUCUAACCUCUUGGUACAGAACAUGUCCAGAGAAGCCUGCCUCGAAAAAGCAUACACUCGGCUGAAGCUGCAGCUCAACCCCGAGGGACGAAUCCCUGUCAAGAAUAUCUUCAGGAUGUUCUCGGCAGACAGGAAACGUGUGGAGACAGCGCUGGAAAACUGUAACCUCCCUUCUGGCAGAAGUGACUCCAUCCCUCAGGAGGACUUCACUCCGGAGGUGUACGGCUUGUUUCUGAGCAACAUCUGCUCUCGACCCGAGCUCGACCACAUCUUCUCUGACGUGGGGGCUAAGAGUCGACCUUACCUCACGGUGGAGCAGAUGACGGAGUUCAUUAACAAUAAACAGCGAGACCCUCGACUCAAUGAGAUUCUUUACCCUCCUCUCAAGCCGGAGCAGGUCCAGCUGCUGGUGGACAAAUAUGAACCCAAUGCUUCGCUGGCACAGAAAGGUCAGAUCUCGGUGGAAGGCUUCGCCAGGUACCUGAACGGGGAAGAGAACAGCAUCAUCCCCCCUGAGAAGCUGGACCAGAGUGAAGACAUGACCUUUCCCCUCUCCCACUACUUCAUCAAUUCCUCACACAACACAUACCUCACAGCCGGUCAGCUUGCAGGCAACUCUUCAGUGGAGAUGUACAAGCAGGUCCUCCUGUCCGGGUGCCGCUGCAUCGAACUGGACUGCUGGAAGGGUCGCACCACCGAAGAAGAGCCCGUCAUCACUCAUGGCUUCACCAUGACAACUGAAAUCUCCUUCAAGGAAGUGAUCGAGGCUAUCGCAGAGUGUGCCUUCAAGACGUCACCUUUCCCUAUCAUUCUGUCUUUUGAGAACCACGUAGACUCACCGAAGCAGCAGGCUAAGAUGGCAGAGUACUGCCGGUCAAUAUUUGGAGACGCAUUACUGACAGAACCUCUGGAGAAAUAUCAGCUGGAGUCAGGCGUGCCGCUGCCAAGCCCGAUGGAGCUGAUGGGGAAGAUCCUGGUGAAGAACAAAAAGAAACACCACAAGACGGACGGGAGCACCAAGAAGAAGCUGAGCGAGCAGGUUUCCAAUACCUACAGCGACUCUUCCAGCGUGUGUGAGCCGUCCUCGCCGAGCGCAGGUUCAACCAGAGAGGAGAUGGCGGAUUCCUCCCAGCCCUCGGAGGGAGCCGAGCUCAGCCUGAGACCACAGGGCAGAAAGUCCAUCGGUGAGGUGGAGGCUGAAAGUGAGGAUGAAGAUGACGACGAUGAUGAUUGUAAAAAGGGCUCAAUGGAUGAGGGCACAGCAGGCAGUGAAGCGUUUGCCACAGAGGAAAUGUCCAACCUGGUCAUCUACAUCCAACCUGUCAAGUUUAACAGCUUUGAAGCUUCCAAAAAGAUGAGUCGCAGCUACCAGAUGUCGUCCUUCGUAGAGACCAAAGCUUUGGAACAACUGACCAAAUCCCCUGUAGAGUUUGUGGAGUACAACAAGCUGCAGCUGAGCAGGAUUUACCCUAAAGGCACUCGAGUAGAUUCAUCCAACUACAACCCUCAGCUCUUCUGGAACGCCGGCUGUCAGCUGGUGGCUCUUAACUUCCAGACUAUCGACUUGUCGAUGCAGCUGAAUCUGGGCAUGUACGAGUACAACGGGAAAUGUGGCUACAGACUGAAACCGGAGUUUAUGAGACGGCCGGAUAAGCACUUUGAUCCUUUCACUGAGAGCACAGUCGACGGGAUAGUAGCCAACACACUGUCCGUCAAGAUCAUCUCAGGCCAGUUCCUGUCAGAUAAGAAAGUCGGUACAUACGUGGAGAUCGACAUGUUCGGCUUACCUGUGGACACCAAGAGGAAAGCGUUCAAGACAAAGACGUCUCAGGGUAAUGCCAUCAACCCCGUCUGGGAGGAGGAGGCCAUUGUUUUUAAGAAGGUUGUUCUGCCCACGCUUGCUUCACUGAGGAUAGCAGUGUUUGAAGAAGGAGGGAAGUUUAUCGGCCACCGCAUCAUUCCUGUGUCAGCCAUCCGUCCAGGCUAUCACUACAUCAGUCUAAGGAAUGAGAAGAACCAGUCGCUGACGCUACCUGCUCUGUUUGUGUACGUUGAAGUGAAAGAUUACGUCCCAGACACAUUUGCAGAUGUCAUCGAAGCCUUAUCCAAUCCCAUCCGUUACGUCAACCUGAUGGAGCAGAGAGCCAAUCAGCUGGCUGCUCUCACCCUGGAGGAGGGAGGAGAGGAGGAGGGGGACAAAGAGGUGGAGGCAGGCAGUGAUGCUCCCUCAGAGUCUAAGGUGGACCAGAGGGCAGCGCUGCCUUCAGAGAACGGACUGAGCCACACACCCAUCAUCACCCCGAAGCCUCCCUCACUGGUCGGACACCAGCCUCAGUCUGCAGGUUCAUUGAAACCAUCAGUGAAGACUGAAGACAUCAUUCAGAGUGUCCUCACUGAACUGGAGGCUCAGACGGUGGAGGAGCUGAAGCAGCAGAAGGGCUUCGUCCGAGAGCAGAGGAAGCAGUACAAGGAGAUGAAGGAGCUGGUUCGGAAACACCACCGCAAGACCAGCGAGCUCAUCAAAGAGCACACGGCUCGAGUGUCCGAGCUGCAGAACCAGCAUCAGCGGCGGCGCUCAGCCCUGCAGAAGAGCCACAAACGAGAUGGUAAGAAAAGUCGGUCCGAACACUCGCUGUCGAAUCUGGACCAGGACCUCUGUGAACUGGACCAGGAGUGUAACCAGAGACUAGCGGAGCUGAAGGAGCAGCAGCAGCAGCAGCUCCUCACGCUGCGACAGGAGCAGUACUACAGCGAGAAGUACCAGAAACGGGAACACAUAAAGCAGCUGGUUGAGAAGUUGACCAGCAUAGCAGAGGAGUGUCAGAGUGCUCAGCUCAAAAAGCUCAGAGACAUCUGUGAGAAAGAGAAGAAGGAUCUGAAGAAGAAAAUGGACAAGAAACGACAGGAAAAGAUAAAUGAAGCCAAAUCUAAAGACAAGAAUGUAACAGAAGAAGAGAAGUUAGAGAUCAACAGGUCGUUUGUCAAUGAGGUGGUUCAGUACAUUAAACGGUUGGAAGAUGCUCAGAGUAAAAGGCAGGAGAGGUUACUGGAGAAGCACAAGGACAUCCGCCAGCAAAUCCUGGAUGAAAGGCCAAAGCUACAGAGCGAUCUGGACCAGGAGUACCAGGACAAGUUCCGGCGGCUCCCUGUGGAGAUCCAAGAGUUUGUUCAGGACAGCAGCAAGGCCAAGCUUAGCGACGACGGCAGCGUCCACAGCGGGAACCUGGUUUCCUCCUCGACAGCGGAGAAGCUGAACCACAAGGCGUCGCAGUCGGAGGACGACAUGGAGGAGGGAUCGUCGGAGCGCGUCUACGACACGCCCCUUUAAACGACGCCGCUUUGCUUCACACUGGGACUCUGAUUGGUGGAUGUGGUUGUGGCCACAGAUACAGGAUGAGACUGCCCCAACUUUGGUCCUAAAUGUAACCAAUGGGAGGAUUAGAUCAAAUCUGAGCCUGACCUGGUGAGUAGAGGUCCUCUCUGCGUAGAAUGCAGUCCUGUCCAGAGAACCGCUUCAUGUAAAUAGUACUUUUUGUGUAUUUGUAUGUUCCCUGUAUGUUGUCGUCUCUUUCGGUACGGCCACAGGUUGUGUUACGAAAACACUAACUAUUUGCAGGAAUUAACUUACUUGAACUAUUGCACAGAGAGAGUAGUUUGUUUUUAUUAUUUUUUAUUAUCAUGACCGUAGUGGUGGUCGCAGAGCUGCGUGGUGCCAAGUUUUGAAUUCACUUACGGUGGAUUUUUGUCAUUUAAGUGGAGUCAACUCGUACUGUAAAGAAACCACUGCUUACUCAGCCUUUAAAGCUUCCAUCUUUAUAAGAUUUAAACCCACCUUUACAUAUUUGCACUGAAGGCUCACUAACUGUGUAACUCUUUUACUCAGAGGCACUGGUGGCUUGCUGGUUCUCCAUUUUUGUUCUCACAGAACUAAGCCUAUGUGUUGCUGCUAUUUUGUUUUAAAACCCAUCAUUUUUUUAACCAUUAUUUGGUUCGUGAGAUAUGUGGCAUGAUAUUAUGUCAUCCUUUCUUAGUUUUGGCUAGUUUUUAACAGUAGUUUGUGGGCACUUCUGUCCAGAGAGGACGAGAAGGGAAGGUUUGUUGUACAGUGUCUGCAUGUGUUUGAACAACUGUAAACGUUACAGUAGCUCUGUAGCAGAGAUGUUUAAUAAUGUAAAUCUAUUUUCUCUGAAACAUUUCAACUAAACCUGCAAAAUAGUUGACCCAGUGUGGCUUCGAUACAUCACUGUGGAAUACGUUGAACAGGACUGAAAGAGUCACGACACACUCUGUUUUUAGUUUUCUUUUGUACGACAGUAGGCGGCUCACAUUAACAGGCUGCUCUUUGUUUUCUUUCCUCUUUGCCCUGCUGAACUAAAACUGUCAAACCAGAAGCAGAAGAGGAUCCUGUUGUAGUUUAUGGAAGUGGCCUUCCUCAUAACUGGUUCAUUGUGUUGCUACAGUUCCCCUGCAAACGCAGCACAGAAAUUACCGUCAGCUCUAUUUGGACAGUCAUUCGCCUCUGCACACCACAAUAAUGGAUUUAAAAUGAAGCAAUCAAGAUGUGUUUGAACUGCGGACUUUCAGCUUUGAUCUCAACAAAAAUAUUUCAUUAACUGUUUAGAAAUUAGUCUUUUUUACAAUGUCCCUCCAUUUCCACAAGGUCAAGUCAGUAUUUUUUACUUAAAGCACACUUUAAACCACAUCUGCUUCAUCAAAACAAUUAAAUUAUAUGAGAAUAUGAUUGUAAAAUUCACCUAACGAGUUGAACUUUGGGUUCAACACCUUGUCGUGUUGUUUAAGGUGUGAUUUCACCUGAGUAAUUUACACUUUUGGAAUUAAAUACCAUCAAAAAUCAUAUAAAAUAUUACUUUUAUCUGACUACAAUACAGAUUAACGUUGAGAUCCUUUGGAAUUUUAAAUUAUGGAGUUUAAUCUAACAAAUUUAAACAUUAAACUUAGACCCGACAGCAUUAUUACUUUUGAAAAUUAACCUUAAAUUAAAAUUAAUGUUAAUUAAAGAUUGUGACCGUAACAAAUGACAUGAAACAUGAAAAUCUAACAAAUCUAAGGAUUUCCUGUAUGCCCUAUGAGCCAGCAUUGAUUUUUGUUUUUAGAAUAUAUUUUAUGUAGAUUGGUUUACGAGUUUUUGGGUGUUUUAUUUAUGUGGCUGCAUAAAGUUUAGGCAUCACCAAAUGCCGAGUUCCACCCCUUGUUAGGCCCUUACUGCAGUUGUUGCUUCUUUUGGGGUAUUUCUUCUCUGAGUUUUGUCUUCAGUAAGUGAAAAGCAAAUCAGUUAGGUUGAGAUCAGGUGACUGACUUCUUUGCUUUUAGCUCUCUUUGCAGUAUUUUUGGGUAAUUUUCCAUCUGUACACCUCAGAAUCCAUCCUGCUACUUCUGUCACAUCAUCAUUAAGCAGCAGCGAUCCAGUUCCAUUUGCAGUCAUCCAUGUCUAUGCCAUAAUACUGCCUCCACCAUGCAUGACAGAUGAUAUAGGAUUCUUCUUUUGCCAUCAUUCUGCUCAUCUGAGGUUUCAUCCGUCCAAAUAAUCUUUGUAGAUUUCUGCUACCAAAGUCUAAUAUGGCCUUUCUGUUCUUUAGAGUUAUCAAUAGUUUCUUGUUAAGAAAAGUUCUCUGUAUUUACAUUCAUGAAGGCGUCUCUUAACUUCCUCCUCGAAAGUGUUGUGAAAAGGUUCUUCUACACCAAGGAAGGAAUUCUACAAUCAUCAACUUCAGUUGUCUUCUAUAUUCUUCCUGGCCUUUUGGUGUGGCUGAACCAACCACCUGUAUAUUCCUCCUCAUGAAGAAUGUACCAAAUUUUUGACUUGGCCACUCUCUGAUUUGUUGUUUUUAGCCUAAUGAUUGCUUCCUUCACCUGCAUUGACACCGCUUUCGACCACAUAUUUCCAUGACAACUCAGUCUCCACAAAAUUUGAAAUGAUCUAGACUGUGUUCUCAGUUACAUUUUAAGGGAAUCACAUUCUCUGCUGCAUUAUUACUAAUACCUUUCAAAUCAACAUUUGUUUCCUGUUACUUUUAUUGCUUCACUGUCUCUCCUUUUCAACCAGCCAAUCAUAUAACAGAUGAUUCCAGUAAUCCAGAAAAUGGAGGAGAAGCUUCCUAGAAGUAGUAAAAGGGUCCUAUUGUAGACCACACCGUCACAUUUUCCCUAACUUUCCUCAAAACAGAACUUAAAAUCUACCUUAGUUGUAUCAGAAGAUAGAUCUGUGAAGGCAGGGUGACCUUGAACACCCACCGAAUGCAAAUUCAACACUUGGAAUCCAGUCUAGAUCUUUAAAUGCUUAAUUAAAGCUAAAAAUCUGCACUUCAGUCAUACCGCGACAGCUUCAUUAAAUUCAGUUAUGGAGUUGUAAAGAGCAGGAAGGUGUAAAGAGGCAAAAACUGUUCAAUUGCAAAUAGAACUGACUGCAUGUUGUGUGCUGACAUUAUUCUUAUCAUUUGCCCACAGUCGUAAACUUUAAAGUGGGUAAACAGUUCAGUCAUGUUUAAACUGACCACAGAUGCUCAUUUUAUAUCCACCAGCGUUCACAUGAACACAUUUAUAACUGGACAUUUCCCUCUUUAACGUGUAAAUUUCCUUAUUUUGGUAUGUUUGACUUCUGGUGCCAUUUAACUCACAGGUGUGUCACUUGAUAUCGAAUCACGUUUCAGCUGAUUUUCCUUUUAAAAGACAAAGUGAAGGAUUACCUGACAUGUAAGUACAAAUUACACUUUAAAAAGAUAUAGAUGUGAGAGUCCUGUGCCUUUGAAUGGGUUUGCCUCGUUUGAUGUUGAAUGUGUGAAAUGCAUCAUUGUUUAAAUUGCCAUUAUAUUAUUACGAAGCUGUCUGGUAUUGAAUAGACCGUGUGCACUUUUUUAGUACAGUACCACUACUGAGUAAUGCUUGUGACGAGCAGUAUUUGACGUGUCUCGCAAGAAAAGAGAGACUUUUUUCUUUUUUUCUUUUGUGUCUUAUUUAACAGCCUCCCUCCUUCUUCUCAUCAACUUAAGUGUAUGCACUCUGGAAAUGUAAAUGUAUGUAUGACAAUAAGGAUAAAACAUGACGAUGAGAAAAAUAUAGUGUAAAGGGAAUUUGCUUGUAAUUAAAAAUAAAUGUGGCUAUUAUUGUA
Messenger RNA from Acanthochromis polyacanthus (spiny chromis), 7881 nucleotides. It is a transcript of the gene plcb1l, whose product is annotated as 1-phosphatidylinositol 4,5-bisphosphate phosphodiesterase beta-1. The coding region runs from base 340 to 4083 and encodes 1247 amino acids. The transcript is spliced from 33 exons. Gene Ontology annotation, biological process: memory; lipid catabolic process; phosphatidylinositol-mediated signaling. Lineage: Eukaryota; Metazoa; Chordata; Actinopteri; Pomacentridae. Gene Ontology annotation, cellular component: nuclear speck; cytoplasm. The record is from RefSeq and is a predicted model, not a curated record. Gene Ontology annotation, molecular function: calcium ion binding; phosphatidylinositol-4,5-bisphosphate phospholipase C activity; calmodulin binding.